AUGGGGAAGGAGCAGGAGCUGCUGGAGGCGGCCCGCACCGGGCACCUCCCGGCCGUGGAGAAGCUGCUGUCCGGGAAGCGGCUCUCCUCAGGCUUCGGGGGCGGCGGCGGCGGCGGCGGCUCCUCCGGGAGCAGCGGCGGCGGCGGCGGCGGCCUGGGAUCCUCGAGCCAUCCCCUUUCCAGUCUGCUCAGCAUCUGGAGAGGGCCAAAUGUGAACUGUGUUGACAGCACUGGGUAUACACCUCUACACCAUGCUGCUUUGAAUGGCCAUAAGGAUGUGGUUGAGGUUCUUCUGAGGAACGAUGCGUUGACCAAUGUGGCUGAUUCCAAAGGCUGUUACCCUCUGCACUUGGCAGCCUGGAAAGGAGAUGCCCAGAUAGUGCGGUUGCUCAUCCAUCAAGGGCCCUCACACACCAGAGUCAACGAACAGAACAACGACAACGAGACAGCCCUGCACUGUGCCGCGCAGUACGGCCACACGGAGGUGGUGAAGGUCCUCUUGGAGGAGCUGACGGACCCCACCAUGCGCAAUAACAAAUUCGAGACCCCUCUGGACCUGGCUGCACUAUACGGGAGACUGGAGGUGGUGAAGAUGCUCCUCAAUGCGCACCCCAACCUCCUGAGCUGCAACACUAAGAAGCACACUCCCUUGCACUUGGCAGCGCGGAACGGGCACAAAGCUGUGGUGCAGGUCCUGCUGGACGCCGGCAUGGACAGCAACUACCAGACGGAGAAGGGCAGUGCUUUGCAUGAGGCUGCUCUGUUUGGCAAGACUGAUGUGGUGCAAAUCCUGCUGGCUGCAGGAAUUGAUGUCAACAUAAAAGAUAACCGUGGCCUGACUGCCCUAGACACUGUCCGGGAACUGCCUUCUCAAAAGAGCCAGCAGAUAGCAGCGCUUAUCGAAGAUCACAUGACUGGAAAAAGAAGUGCAAAAGAGGCCGAUAAAACCCCCACUUCCCAGGGACCUCUCAUCUCCAAUAUGGACUCCAUAUCCCAGAAGUCUCAGGGUGACGUGGAGAAAGCAGUGACUGAACUGAUCAUUGAUUUUGACACCAACGCUGAAGAGGAGGGUCCCUACGAGGCGCUGUAUAAUGCUGUCUCCUGUCAUUCGUUGGACAGCAUGGCCAGUGGGCGAUCAUCUGACCGAGACUCCAUGAACAAGGAGGCCGAGGCAGCAGGAGUGAAGGCUGCUGGAGUGAGGCCUAGGGAACGUCCACCGCCUCCAGCAAAGCCACCACCCGAUGAAGAGGAGGAAGACCGCAUAGAUAAGAAGUAUUUUCCCUUGACAGCUUCUGAGGUCUUGGCCAUGAGACCCUGGAUUCAGGGAAGUGCAGCCAGGGAAGAGGAUGAGCAUCCUUAUGAGCUGUUGUUAACAGCAGAAACAAAGAAGCUGGGAUCCAUGGACGGGGAUGGAAAACCAAAAGACCACAGGCGGGGCAGCAGCAGCCGGAGCCAGGACUCUGCGGAGGGGCAGGACGGGCAGGUCCCAGAGCAGUUCUCCGGUCUCCUCCACGGCUCCUCCCCGGUGUGUGAGGUGGGGCAGGACCCUUUCCAGCUGCUCUCUGCCACUGGCCAGAACCUUCCAGAAGGGUCCUCUGCACAGGGCGCCUGUCACGAGGCCAGCAUGCAGCUGGAGGAGACGGCUGUGCGUGCUCCUGGAGCCUCUCCGCCCAGUGUCCUGGACCAGAGUAAGAGAGCGGGUUACCCGGCUGGCCUGCCCACCACCAACAGCCAAUCGCACCCCGAAACUUUGACUCACACAGCAUCUCAACACCCUGGUGGUGCCGAGGAAGAAAGAGACCGGAGUGGGGCUAGGAGCCGAGCCCCUCCCACCAGCAAACCCAAAGCUGAACUCAAACUCAGCCGCAGCUUGUCCAAGUCUGACUCUGAUCUUCUGACCUGCUCACCCACGGAGGACACUACAAUGGGGAGCCGGAGUGAGUCCUUGUCCAACUGCAGCAUCGGGAAGAAGAGGCUGGAGAAGUCGCCCUCCUUUGCCUCAGAGUGGGAUGAGAUUGAGAAAAUCAUGAGCUCUAUUGGCGAAGGGAUUGACUUUUCUCAGGAACAGCAGAAGAUCUCAGGUUCGCGGACGCUGGAGCAGAGCGUCGGGGAGUGGCUGGAGGCGGUGGGGCUGCAGCAGUAUGAGAGCAAGUUGCUUCUGAAUGGCUUUGACGAUGUCCGCUUCCUGGGGUCUAACGUGAUGGAAGAGCAAGACCUGCGGGAGAUCGGCAUCAGUGACCCACAGCACCGGCGGAAGCUGCUGCAGGCGGCGCGGUCCCUGCCCAAGGUGAAAGCUCUGGGCUAUGACGGCAACAGCCCCCCAUCAGUGCCCUCCUGGCUGGACUCCCUGGGGCUGCAGGACUACGUGCAUUCCUUCCUGUCCAGUGGCUACAGCUCUAUUGACACCGUGAAGAACCUCUGGGAACUGGAGCUUGUCAACGUCCUGAAGGUCCAUCUCCUCGGCCAUCGCAAGCGCAUCAUUGCCUCCCUCGCAGACAGGCCCUACGAGGAGCCGCCUCAGAAGCCCCCACGGUUUUCCCAGCUGAGAUGCCAAGACUUGCUCUCCCAGACAUCGUCCCCGCUGAGCCAGAACGACUCCUGCACCAGCCGCUCCGCUGACCUGCUGCUGCCUCCCGGGGACACGGGCAGGAGGCGGCACGACAGUCUUCAUGACCCUGUGGCACCUUCUCGAGCGGAGCGCUUCAGAAUCCAGGAAGAGCAGCGCGAAGCCAAACUGACCCUUCGGCCCCCCAGCCUGGCUGCUCCCUACGCCCCAGUGCAGAGUUGGCAACACCAGCCAGAGAAACUCAUCUUCGAGUCCUGCGGUUAUGAAGCCAACUAUCUGGGCUCCAUGUUGAUCAAAGAUCUUCGAGGGACAGAAUCCACACAGGACGCCUGUGCCAAGAUGCGGAAAUCCACCGAGCACAUGAAGAAGAUCCCCACUAUCAUCCUGUCCAUCACAUACAAAGGUGUCAAGUUCAUCGAUGCCUCCAACAAGAACGUCAUUGCGGAGCACGAGAUCCGGAACAUUUCCUGUGCGGCCCAGGACCCGGAGGACCUCUGUACCUUUGCCUACAUCACCAAGGACCUGCAGACCAGCCACCACUACUGCCAUGUGUUCAGCACAGUGGAUGUGAAUCUGACCUACGAGAUCAUCCUGACUCUGGGGCAGGCGUUCGAGGUGGCCUAUCAGCUAGCCCUGCAGGCCCAAAAGUCCCGGCCCCUGGGGGCCUCCGCCGCCGAGAUGAUCGAAACGAAAUCUUCCAAACCGGUGCCUAAGCCUCGGGUCGGCACGAGGAAGUCAGCACUGGACCCGCCCGAUACGGACCCAGAUGCCCAGUCCCACGCCAGCGUCUCCUGGGUGGUGGACCCUAAACCAGACUCUAAGCGGAGCCUCAGCACCAAGCAGCGCCCGCGUCCUCAGCAGCUCCGCCUCACAGACACUGCGGUCCGGGAAGCCAGGCAGCUGGCUCGCUCCUCCGUAGGCUGCGGCGGGUCACCCUUCCAGCAGUGACCAGGCGACUGAGGAAGCAGAACCGUGCCAACUGGAGCACCUGCCAGGGCAGCUCAAAACGCACUCUUAGCCCUGGCCACCUCUGGCUUCCUCCACCUACAGCGUGUGCAGGUCCCACCCGACAGCCAGCUCAUGGGGACAGGCGGACCUUUCAGAAUGUUCCGCAGUUCAAACACCCAAGGAGCACAGAGGUGUGAACGAGCCACCGCUCGGGGCAGCGUCUACAACUCUGGGGCUCGUCUUUCAGGCCUCAGCUAUUAGGAACAUUACUUUAAACAAGCCUUUAUCAAAAGAGUUUCCC
Molecule: messenger RNA, 3814 nt
Organism: Neomonachus schauinslandi (Hawaiian monk seal)
Lineage: Eukaryota; Metazoa; Chordata; Mammalia; Carnivora; Phocidae
Gene: ANKS1A
Product: ankyrin repeat and sterile alpha motif domain containing 1A
Exons: 24
Coding region: 1-3513 (1170 amino acids)
Cellular component (GO): cytosol
Molecular function (GO): protein binding
Source: RefSeq, a predicted model, not a curated record